Calliphora vicina (urban bluebottle blowfly) is the source of this 1942-nucleotide messenger RNA. RefSeq names its product esterase B1-like. The transcript has 5 exons. The record is from RefSeq and is a predicted model, not a curated record. Gene Ontology annotation, molecular function: serine hydrolase activity. Bases 137 to 1864 code for a protein of 575 amino acids. NCBI's taxonomy places the organism in Eukaryota, Metazoa, Arthropoda, Insecta, Diptera, Calliphoridae.
CUUCCGUCAACAAAAGCGGUUGUCUGUAUUAAAUAUCUUUUGUGAGUUUGUUUUAUUUUCGACUGCAGAUUUUAAGAGCAUACCUAUAUAUGAAAAGAGAGUGAUUUAAAUUUGCUUCUACUGUCUAUAAUAUUAAAUGUGGUUGAGUAAGUUCACUCUACACUCUCUCAAACUUAAGUCUAUAGAAAAUAUUGUCUUAAUAAAUUCAGUUAUAAAGAGCAACUACUUUAUCUGCAAUCAAAUAAGAAAGAGGUCGACAAGCAAAGCAAUGGCAACACAAGAAAAACUAUUAAAAAUUCCCCAAGGCUUGAUUAAAGGUCUUAAAAGGAAAACUAUCUACGAUCAUGAUUUCUAUAGUUUUGAGGGUAUACCUUAUGCCCAACCUCCCCUAGGAGAGUUGAGAUUCAAGGCACCUGUAGCGGCCGAUAAUUGGUCAGAUGUUAGAGAUUGCCGUGAAUGUGACUUAAAGCCUUUGCAGAAAAAUCAUGAGGGUGUUGCUGAAGGCUUGGAAGAUUGUUUAUAUCUCAAUGUUUUUGCUAAAACACUAGAGGCUAAAGAAAAAUUACCCGUUAUGGUGUGGAUUUAUGGUGGUGCUUUUAAUACCGGCUCGGCUAUACGCAACAAAUACAGUCCCGAUUAUUUUAUGCAAGAAAAUGUUAUUUUAGUAACUUUCAAUUAUCGCUUGUCUUCUUUGGGUUUUCUUAGCAUGGAAGAUCCCUCUUGCGAAGUGCCCGGUAAUGCGGGUUUAAAGGAUCAAGUAAUGGCUCUGAAAUGGGUUAAAGAUAACAUUUCAUAUUUUGGUGGAGAUGAGGAAAAUAUUACCUUAUUUGGAGAAAGCGCUGGCGCUGCUUCGGUUCACUUUAUGACAGUAACAGAACAAACAAGGGGUCUCUUUCAUAAGGCUAUAUGCAUGUCCGGUUGUAUUUCCAAUCCUUGGGCUUUUAGUGGUAAAUCUACUGAGCUGCCUUAUCGUUUGGCUUGUGAGAAGGGUUACAGUGGCGCCAAUGAGGAUAAACUAGUUUUGGAAUAUUUAAGAAACAUGCCAGCGGAACAGCUGGUAUUGAUUGAUAAAUUAAAUUUGGAAGCUGUAGGUAAGGGUGGAUUCUAUGCUUUUAUACCCUGCCUAGAACCAUAUGAUAAUGAGACAGCUGUUAUCAGAAAACCUCUCGAGGAAUUGAUUAAAUCCUCCUGGGGUAAUGAAAUACCCAUGAUGAUAGGAGGCACUUCAUUUGAGGGUUUAGUAAGGUAUUCGCAAAUAAAGAAGAAACCGGUCUUGGAAAUAUAUAACGCAAAACCAGAACUAUAUUUCCCCGCUAAAGUACAAAAGAAACUAACUAAAGAAAAAACCGAGUUAUUAGUUAAACAAUUAAAAGAAUUACAUUUCAAGAAUACCAGUGAAAUAAUGGGUUUUAUGGAUUACGAUUCUUUUAUAUCAUUUUGGGAGGGCAUACAUCUUUUCAUCAAAUCCAGACAGUUGUCUUCUGGUGUACCCACCUAUCAGUAUCUCUUCGAUUUUGAUUCACCAACUUUUAAUCAUCAUCGCACUAUGUUUUGCAAUGGCGAUAUAAAUACUGGUGUUGCACAUGCUGACGACUUAUCUUAUAUAUUUUAUGCCUACUACUCUUGGAAAUUGGAAAAGGACUCUAAAGAGUAUUUAACCAUACAACGCAUGAUCAAAAUGUGGACAAAUUUCGCCAAAUCCUCUAAUCCAAAUUGUGAGUUCACUAAGGAUUCACCUUGGAAAACUGUAGAGGAAAGUAAUGUCAGCAAAUGGCUGAGAAUAUCCAAUGACUUAAAGUUCGAGGAAAUGCCAGAGGAUUUUAGGAAGAAAUUAAACUUUUGGGUUGGCUUGUAUGAUAAUUAAAGAAUGCGUGAAAUAUUUUUUUAAUUUACUAUUCAUUUCUAAAUAUCAUAUUAUAAAUAAACAAAUUUUUUAAUUAAA